AUGCAAAAACUUGCUGUUCAGUUAGUAAAGAAGCAUCUUUUUAAUGGAUCAGAGAAUACAAAUAUAAUACAGUACAAAGUCCAAAAUCUUCAGCGUCGUACUUUUGUACGUACAUCAUCGAGAUCAAACAGCAAUGCCACAGCAGCUGAUCACAAAUGUGAAAAUUGCCUGAUAUGUCGUGAUAGGCAAGCAAAUACACGAUUAAUUCCCUGCGGACAUGAAUGCCUGUGUUUUAACUGCAUUAAAUUAUUUCUGAAGUAUGAUAAGAAGCGCUCUAUGUGCGGUACCAAUAUAAAUAAUUAUUCGAGAUUGCCUUGAACACUUGUGUACUGAAACAAAAUGUUCAUAAAAUUGCUGGGAAAAAAAAAAUUUUUUUUUAGGAAUAUUAACGUGUAAACCAUUUUAAGGGGAAAGUGCAGAAUCACCCACUGCUUGGCACGUUUUUAAG
Messenger RNA from Stegodyphus dumicola, 448 nucleotides. RefSeq lists its product as uncharacterized. Lineage: Eukaryota; Metazoa; Arthropoda; Arachnida; Araneae; Eresidae. The record is from RefSeq and is a predicted model, not a curated record.